AUGACAAUGUCUGACAAUAAUCCGCCAAUAGUCAAAUUCACAACAGGAAUUAGUGAUCGUAUUCAACUUGGACAAGGGACAACCUUUUUGCCCGGAAAGAAGGAUCCAUCAGUACAACAUCUCAUCGACCACGUCCUCGAACACGGCUAUGUUAUCCUCCCUAACAUAUUUACGCCAGAGCAAGUAGAUAUAGCAAAUUCCGAAGUGGCACGACUUGAAACUCUUGACGCUGGGCCUGCUGCAAUUGCUGGUCGAAACUAUUUUGAGGGUUUCAAGACUGGAAGAGUAUAUGCUCUUGCAGACAAAUCCCGGGCGUUUGACCAGUUUCCAAUACACCCCACUGUUUUGGCAUUGAACGAUUACUUCCUCCAACCCAAUUAUUUAAUUACCAGUCUGCAUACUGUGGUGAUCUAUCCUGGACAAACUGCGCAGGCUAUACAUUGCGAUGAUGGAUUGAUCGCACUGCCGAGACCAAGGCCACUGAUCGGUAUUGGCACCAUGGUCUCAUUCGAUGAUUUCACUGCCGACAACGGUGCAACUACUGUAAUUCCAGGGUCACAUUUAUGGUCGGACGACCGCAUCCCAACCCGAGAGGAAAUGAUUCCGGUAAUAAUGCCAGCAGGCAGCAUGGUCUAUUUUCUCAAUACUCUUUGGCAUUCGGGUGGAGCGAAUACCUCAAACAAGGCUCGUCGCAGUAUAACAGUUCAGUAUUGUCAACCCUGGAUACGGACAUUUGAAAACAUGACAAUUGCAAUGGGCUGGGAUGAUUUAGACAAGGUUCCAGAGAGGCUCUUGAAAUUGAUGGGAUUCUCUACGCAUGAUUUCAUGGGUUAUGUAGAUGGCCGUUCGCCCCGAGCCGGUGUGGAGAUGCGAAAGAAAAGAAUGAUCGAGCGAGCGUUCAGGGAGAGAGAUGAACAGCGUGGCUCGAAACUCUAG
Molecule: messenger RNA, 936 nt
Organism: Botrytis sinoallii
Lineage: Eukaryota; Fungi; Ascomycota; Leotiomycetes; Helotiales; Sclerotiniaceae
Exons: 3
Coding region: 1-936 (311 amino acids)
Source: RefSeq, a predicted model, not a curated record